AUGGAUCGUCGCAAUAGGGAAGACGUUCGCGCGCCCUCGAAUUCGCAUCAUGGCUACUAUUGGGACGACUGGACGGGUUCCGACGACAUGCGAGCCAUGUGGGACCUGCCAGGCGUGAGGACGGCGUGGGAGCGGAGGCGAGAAGCAUCGGGAAAGGUUCCGUUCGAGAUGAAACGGGUCGGAGACAAGCUCGUGCCUUACAUCGGCCUUGAAGAGCUCCAAGGAGUGACGCUCAUUCUCCUGCGCCGCCACUUCAGCGGGCGGGGCAAGCGGUUGUGGCCGACAGGGUUGGCGGGCAGUGAGGGCGACGCGGUGCUGGCAGUGUGCGCCGUGGCGCGCGUGGAGAGCGCGUGGCAGCCCCUGGCGUACCGCUUCGAGCCGCGCCUUGGGGAGGCGAGCACCGGACUCAUGCAGGUGCUGCAGUCAUCAGCAGAGUGGCUAGCGAGGGACAUGGGGUACCGCGCCUACACUGUUGACUGGUCCUCCUCCAUGCUCUACCGCCCCUUCGAGGCCAUGUACUAUGGCAUGGCAUACCUCGCAUGGCUCACCACCUACAAGGGCACCACACGCAGUGAGGAGUAUGUGGUGCGAGCAUAUAAUGGUGGGCCGGGUGGGUGGGAGAAGCCAUCUACAGCAAGGCACUGGAGCAAGUACAUGCAGGCGAAAGAGGAGAUACUACGGAUGCCACGUGGCGCAUCUGCCCCAUCCGUUCUGCCCACGUCAGCAGCACCAUCUCAAUCGCCAGACAGAUCCCCCUUCCCGUCCACACCACAACCCACACAUCCAUCACACAAUCCCGGCACAACUCCCAACCCUGGUCAACCUGCCAAUCCUGCCUGGUCUGCUGCACCCACGUCCGCCCCAGGGGGACGCUUCUUGGGCAAUCUAGCAGCGGUCAGUCAACCCCAAGCAGCCAACCCAGCCAUCCCACACACCCCAUUUGCACCAGCAGCCCCUCAAGCACCCUUCCAGUCAACCCAGCAAGCACCCUAUGCAUCAGCCCCGCCUGCUGCCAUCCCCUCCACCUCACAAGGCAUCUCCCCUCAGGCACCUACUCCCUCUGCCAAGGACGCCCCUGGUCCUAUGUGGGCCCCACCACCUGUGCCGCCCACAGCAGCCCGUCAACCCGCCUACCCCUCUGCCUCACCUGCUCCUGAUCCCUCUCCCUCACAACCAUCCUAUCCCUCUUUCACACAGCCUUCUUAUCCCUCUCCCUCCCAACCUCCGUAUCCCUUCACCCCCCAACCUUCCUAUCCCUCUCCCUCCCAACCCCCCUACCCUUCUUCCUCGCAACCACCCUAUCCUUCUGCCCCCCAAACUUCCUAUCCCUCUCCCUCCCAACCGCCCUAUCCCUCUGCCCCUCAACCUUCCUAUUCCUCUCCCUCCCAACCUGCUUAUCCCUCUCCCUCCCAACCCCCGUAUCCCUCUCCCUCUCAACCCCUCUACCCUUCUCUCCCACAACCUUCCUAUCCCUCUGCCCCACAAUCCCUCUACCCCACUCCCCCCCAACCUCGCUAUCCCUCUGCCCCCGAACCUCUCUAUCCAUCCAUCUCACAGCCUCCCUAUCCUUCUCUCAAUGACCCAACACCCUCACUGCCACAACCCCCUUUCAGCAUGCCCCCGCCACCUGCUGCAGCACCAUCACCCCCACAAGCACCCACUUUCCCCGACAAUGAUGCACCUACCCCUCCUGCGGUCCCUGCAACCCAGUCUGCUCCCAAGGGUCGGUUCCUGGGCAACCUGGGUGCCCUCAGACCGCAUAAAUGA
Closterium sp. Naga37s-1 is the source of this 1767-nucleotide messenger RNA. The record is from the annotation of a GenBank genome assembly. NCBI's taxonomy places the organism in Eukaryota, Viridiplantae, Streptophyta, Zygnematophyceae, Desmidiales, Closteriaceae.